AUGGCUGAAGAAGCUGACGAAAAUUAUGAAAUCAAGAAGACAAAGUCAGAACCACAGAAAGCAGAAGCAGAAGCCGAAGCUGAAACAGAAGAAAUAAACGAAACUGAUGAAUUUGAACAAAGUAUUCGUUCAGGAGCAAACGAUCUUAACCAAAUUGACGAAGAAACACUACGUGUAGAACUCAAAAAGCGUAAAUACAAUCCAAAAUACAUUGAUACUCUCGAAAAAAGAAGACUUAUUUUAUUAUUCCAAGAAUUAAUGUCGACUUCAACAUCUAGAUAUGAAUCAAGCAGACAUACUGAUGCAGGCACAAAGAUAUUUGAUUCUCAAGAAGGCGAAAAAGUAGAAAAAGAAGAGAAACAAGAAAAUCCUUCUCAAAACGAUGACGACGAUCGUCCUUACAACUCUAGAUUUUUGGGUGGAACUAUGUCGUUCGGAAUGAAUAUUCAAAGAGAUCCCAAAUGGCAAUUUCGUAAUUAUGUUCCAAGUCAUAUUUUGGAUCAAAUGCCAGACUCUCUUUUCCAACAAUAUGCCCGCACUCAUCUAUCAGAUGAGGAUGUAAAUUAUGUAAUACGUACAGUAAUUCUUCCAAACCUUCCUUCUGAGAAACAAACUGAUACUCAGCAGCUAAGACAAGAAGAAUCACAACAGGCUGAAGACUCUUCAUCAUCUAGUAGCUCUAGUUCGUCAUCUUCUAGCAGUUCUUCGUCAUCUUCGAAUAAUUCAACUACAACAUCUGCAACAGAAUCCCAGAUCUAA
Trichomonas vaginalis G3 is the source of this 759-nucleotide messenger RNA. RefSeq lists its product as uncharacterized. The record is from RefSeq and is a predicted model, not a curated record. The coding region runs from base 1 to 759 and encodes 252 amino acids. The transcript has a single exon. NCBI's taxonomy places the organism in Eukaryota, Parabasalia, Trichomonadida, Trichomonadidae.